UCUGCGAGGAACCCCCUACAUCAGGUCACCUGACAGGUGUAGAAGGUUUUUUCUAAUGGCCUAGGUUUGCUCAACCCUAGAUGAAACAAUGUUUGACUAACAAUCAUUCUUCCCUUUCAGCAAACUUCGUCUUCCACAGCAGGGCUACAUGGGCCUAGUUUCCUUUCCCUCAUUCCCCUGAAUGGUUCUAACCUCCAUUUCUGUGCUGUCAUUAUGCUUAGAGAAUUUUUCUGCCUACUUUUAUUAUUAGAGUAUACUCAAGGAAUAAAAUGGGGAUUCUCAUUACUUAAGUAAUGUUGAGAUUUGGUGGGUUUAUGGAAGAAUACAUGGAUCUAAAUGAUAUCCUGUGCUUGUAAGAUGUCAAGACGGGCCAGGUGCAGUGGCUCACACCUGUAAUCCCAGCACUUUGGGAGGCCAACACAGAUGCAUCACCUGAGGUCAGGAGUUCAAAACCAGGAUGGCCAACAUGGUGAAACCCGGUCUCUACUAAAAAUACAAAAAAUUAGCUGGGUGUGGUGGUGCACACAUGUAGUGCCAGCUACUCUGGAGGCUGAGGCAGGAGAAUCGCUUGAACCUGGGAGGCGGAGGUUGCAGUGAGCAGAGAUAGUGCCACUGUACUACAGCCUGGGUGAUACAGCGAGACUCUAUCUUAAAAAAAAAAAAAAAAAAAAAAAGUCAAGAGGUCCAGCACAUUCUUCUAGGAACUUGUCUCAUGAGAAUGGGGAGAUGUGGUCUAUCUCAAGUUGCCUAAAUCCUUCCUUGAAUAGACGUGGAGAUGGGUUUUUAAUUCACAUAGAGAGAGAGAUUAUAUACUGUACUCUUUCUUAAGCGUAUUCUUUUCCUAAGAUAUCUGCUCUCAUUUCAACUGUGAAUGCAUAAAAUCUUAUUUGAUGCUGCUUUUCUGGGUAGUCCUUCUUGUCUAUAUAAUUUUUGGCUUUAGAAAGAUCAGGAGCAGUAACGGGAGCAGUAACUCAGAAGUUCCCUGAAAAGAAAGAGCUGCCCCAGACAUCUGAGAGCUGGUCUGGUGUUCUGUAGCAUGUAAACAAUUUCACAGAACAUUAUUAACAUCAUUAAAACCUGUGACCAUGAUGGGUCAAGACAAAAUACAAGGCCACUCUGUAAUCAGGUCUGAGUGCAGACAAAAAUAUGAAUAUUUUCCAACUGGAUUCAAAAAUAAUCAAGCAGCCCCUUAAACUGGCCAAUAUGAGUGACUGCUGCUUCCUUUCAAAUUACAUCUGUCGCCUUGGUCUAGUCUUCUUUUUUUCCAGACACAAUUUAAGAUACCCAAUUAUAGAAUCAUUUCUGCUUCCUGACAGCCUCUCAUCCCAUGCCCAUGACCACACCUUACCACAUGGGAGCCUGGGAAACAUAGUCUAGUUACAGGCCCAGGACAAAGAAGAAACAGCACAGCCAGGCUACAGUUUCAUUUGGUAAUUAUGAGAAGACUGUAAUGAAGUUAAUAACCCUACCUUGAAAUGCUCACUCAAAGGGAAAUCGCUCUCAGUCUUUGCCCUUUUGCUUAUCUUGGUGCACUACCCCUACAAAACCAAGAUCCAGAAAUUUACAGGAUGACAUUGUAACAAUUCACAAGAGGAAUUCAGAAUAGCAGCUUUCCAAAUUUUCCUUUUUCCCUGCUAAUUGUGUGGGCAAUUACAUCAGCCUUGGUAUCAUACACAUUUUUCAUUAAACAUGUGAACAUUGUUUGAUUGACUCUCUGAUGGUUGUUGCUUUGUAACAGAUAAUCUUCAAAAUAGUAGAAACAGAAGAAACAUAAGGACAACUCAGAAGAACUAUGUGAAUUUGGAUUUAGAUUUUUAACCCCCAUGACCCCAUCACAUUCUCUGACUACAUUGCAUAUGUUUCUCUACUGACCAGCUCAAACAUUGUUGUUUGAACCACUGAUGGUGAACAGUAAAGAUCAUCAAAACAGUCAAUAUGCUUGAGUAGGCUCCACUAUAGCCAGGGUUGGCAGUAAUGCAAAUGUUGCUGGAGGAUGUAACCAGUAUGGGACCCUUCUUACAGACCAAUAUCUCAACAUUGAGGAGUUGUUUUGCCUAACACAGCCCCACAGAAGAAGACCUGACCAUCUGCAACCUCAUUCUUCCACAAAUUGACAAUGACUUUCUACAGUAUUCUUUUAGGCACAAACCACUGACUCUGGUCUAAGAAGCUUCCAUUGUAGACGUCCCUGGAACCACCUGGCUGGAUACAUGUGAUAGUAACAAGUUUGACAACAGAGUCUGACAUGAUUCACAAAAAUAUACAUUCCUGUCUGCCACUGGUUUUUCCACAACACUGAAUAUCAUCAUUAAGUCCAGUUAUCCUCUAUCUCCUACACCACAUUGACCCCAGCAAGGGAAUUUGCGUGUCAAAACUGCUGCUCACACACCCAUCCUCUUAGCUGCCAAAACUCAGCAUGUAUUUGUAAUCAAAGCAGAGACAGCCCUAUUUCUCUGUGUCAUUUUCACCCUGCCAAUUCACUGGGCAUCAAGGGUGUAAAAAACUGCCUGGAUAUACCUCCCAUAUAUAAGCACCGUGCUUGUCUGAGAAGGCCUAGAACUCUGUGGACGAACCUUGAAGGAGCCUCCAAGCCUAAACCAAAGCACUAGAGCACCUGAUAUCUUCAUAGCACCAUGAGUGAAGAAUCUGAUGGAAAGCUUAUUGAAGACAGCCUGAUUCAGCUGAGAUGUCACUUUACAUGGAAGUUGCUAAUUGAAGCCCCUGAAAUUCCUGAUUUAGAAAACAGGAUCUGGGAAGAGAUUCAGUUCCUGGAUACCAAAUACAAUGUGGGAAUACACAACCUACUAGCCUAUGUGAAACACUUGAAGGGCCAGAAUGAGGAAGCCCUGGUGAGCUUGAAAAAGGCUGAAGACUUAAUCCAGAAAGAACAUGCCAAUCAAGCAGAUAUGAGAAGUCUGGUGACCUGGGGCAACUUUGCCUGGGUGUAUUACCACAUGGGCAGAUUGGCAGAAACCCAGACUUACCUGGACAAGGUGGAGAAUACUUGCAAGAAGUUUGCAAAUCCUUCCCGCUAUAGAAUGGAGGGUCCAGAGAUGGACUGUGAGGAAGGAUGGGCCUUGGUGAAGUGUGGAGGAAAGAAUUAUGAACGGGCCAAGACCUGCUUUGAAAAGGCUCUGGAAGGGAACCCUGAAAACCCUGAAUUCAAUACUGGGUACGCAAUCACUGUCUAUCGCCUGGAUAACUUUAACACAGCAUCAGGGAGGAAUGAGGCAUUUUCUCUGCACGUCCUAAAACGAGCUGUCAGGCUAAAUCCAGAUGAUGUGUAUAUUAGGGUUCUCCUUGCCCUGAAGCUUCAGGAUGAAGGACAGGAAGCUGAAGGAGAAAAGUAUAUUGAAGAAGCUCUGACCAGUAUAUCUUCACAGACCUAUGUCUUUCGAUAUGCAGCUAAGUUUUAUCGAAGAAAAGGGUCUGUGGACAAAGCUCUUGAGCUCUUAAAAAUGGCCUUGGAGACAACACCCACUUCUGCCUUCCUGCAUUACCAAAUGGGGCUUUGCUACAGGGCACAAAUGAUCCAAAUCAAGAAAGCUACAAACUGGCAGCCUAGAGGGCAAGAUAGGGAAACUGUGGACAGAUUGGUUCAACUGGCUAUAUGCAAAUUUGAAAAGACUAUAAUGUUAAGGCCAACAUUUGAGAUGGCCUACGUUGACCUGGCUGAAAUGUAUGCAGAAAUAGGCCAUCACAGAAAGGCUGAGGAACAUUUUCAGAAAGCAUUACGCAUGAAGAUCUUUGAAGAUCAGCUAAAGCAAGAGAUUCAUUACCGCUACGGCUGUUUCCAAGAGCAUCAUGGGAAAUCUGAAGAUAAAGCAAUUACCCAUUAUUUAAAAGGUUUGAAAAUAGAAAAAAUGUCCCAUUCCAGGGAAAAACUUCUCAAUGCUUUAGAGAAAAUGGCUAAAAGAUGUGUUCACCAGAAUGUACGGGUUGUGGAAAGUGUCAGCCUCCUUGGGCUCAUCCACAAAUUGAAAGGAGAAGUAAGUGACGCCUUGCUGUGCUAUGAGAGGGCUCUGAGGCUGGCUGCUGACCUGAACCCUAUGUUUUAACAUAGAGGUCACCAUUACCCAUUUAAUGGUCUUACAACUAAAUAGAACAACGAUGAAAUUAAAUAAUGCAAACUUAAAGCUGUCGAAACUUUACCUUAUUUUGAGCCUUGAGAGGAAUGUGGCUGUGUGGCCUGAGUUAUGUAGCAUGCAACUGCAACUUCUGCUUUUUCCUGUAAAUGAUCAGGAAAGGCCUUGUGGCACCAGACCUAAGACCCCCUGAAAGUAUCAUCCCUCCUGAUGGAAUGGUAAAGCAAUCUUUCUUGGAAUGUAGCAAGUAGUAACUGAUCAAAUUGCUACAAUGUAUGUACUGACCUUAUAUGGAAAAUGCUGCAACCCUGUUUACUGCCUAUGUAAGUGAAACCUUAACUUCCCCACUUUGGAAUGCUGACUCCAGUCAUUAGGUGUCUGUGUUUCCUGAGUGGUUACCCUCAACCUUUGUGCUCAAAUAAACUCUACACUUAAUCAUA
Molecule: messenger RNA, 4525 nt
Organism: Symphalangus syndactylus (siamang)
Lineage: Eukaryota; Metazoa; Chordata; Mammalia; Primates; Hylobatidae
Product: interferon-induced protein with tetratricopeptide repeats 1B
Biological process (GO): defense response to virus
Cellular component (GO): cytosol
Molecular function (GO): protein binding; RNA binding
Source: RefSeq, a predicted model, not a curated record